This is a messenger RNA of Dentiscutata heterogama, 675 nucleotides long. NCBI's taxonomy places the organism in Eukaryota, Fungi, Glomeromycota, Glomeromycetes, Diversisporales, Gigasporaceae. The record is from the annotation of a GenBank genome assembly.
AUGACAAAAGAAACUAUAAAAAAAAAAGUUCGUCAGUCCUAUACUAUUCAAGAAAAGGUGAUUGUCGUUCGAUAUGCCCUUCAUGAAAGUAAUACCAAGGCCGCUGCAAAGUUUGGUUUGGACAAGUCUCAAGUUGGCCGUUGGGUAACGAAACUAAAGGACCAAUUAAGUGAGGUUGGCUACAAAAAGUCCCGUCGUCUUGUUGGUGGUGGUAGAAAGGAGUUUUUUCCUGAAGAAGAAGCUCGGCUUUAUGCCUGGAUUGUUGAAAUGCGUAAUGCAGCACUUGCUGUAACCUAUAAUAGUCUCAAGUUAGAGAUGUUAAGGAUUGUUUCUGAAACUGCUUUAAAAAGUCAUGAACUUGCAAAAAGGCAGCUUGCAAGUAGUUUCAAGUGUUCUAUUUCUAAUGCCAUGGAUGGUUCAGAGGAUGAUGAAAUAUACUAUGAUGAAAUCUUUGAUAAUAAAACUCACCAAACCUCUGAUGAAAUUCGCUGUGAUGAAAUUCGCCGUGAUGAAAUUCACCGUGAUGAAAUUUACUCUGAUGAAAUUUGCCGUGAUGAAGUUUCAAGUAAAAAUAUUAUCAUUAUCGAUUCUAGUGAAGAUGAAGAUGAUAAUACUAAUCAGGAUAUUUUUGUUGAAGACGACGAAGAAGUUCUUAUUUUUGCAACAAAUCAAUAG